Phaeodactylum tricornutum CCAP 1055/1 is the source of this 1592-nucleotide messenger RNA. RefSeq lists its product with no specific name. The transcript has a single exon. NCBI's taxonomy places the organism in Eukaryota, Bacillariophyta, Bacillariophyceae, Surirellales, Neidiaceae. The coding region runs from base 228 to 1592 and encodes 454 amino acids. The record is from RefSeq and is a predicted model, not a curated record. Gene Ontology annotation, molecular function: glycosyltransferase activity.
UUUCUUGUUAUACGAGGCUCAGGCUAUACCACAAACUUUCUGCCUUGCGAGCUUCUAAUUUAUCGCGAAAACGAGGUGAGAGAGAAUUUCGAAUUGAAGAAUACAAAGACGACUCGGCAGAUUGAUAGCCAUGUUCGAAUAUUGUCGGAGUAGAUAUAUCGUCUUCAACGGACAACAAGCAUUAUUGGAAAGCAUUAUUGGGCUCUGCUCGUAGAAAGAGCGCUAGCAUGCAUCGCGUGAAAAUUGUGAUAAUCGGCUCGCUCUUGAUAGUCUUGGCUACUCUUAUUUCUUCCAGCACAAAAAUCCACAAAAUAGAGAGCCUACGCAAAAAAAGCAGUCUCACUAUGUUUCACGGAACAGUUGCAGUGGAUUCUUGUAUCAGGCUAACAGCGGAGGGCAAUGACUGCAACGCUAGUGCUGCAGAGGACACCCGCCCUUUGACGCAGCUUCUGAAGUCAGAUCGCCUCUCAAUCGAAUUACACGCUCGAGAAACAAAUGCGUCGAAUACAGACUAUCCUAGGACGAUAGCUGCAAAACUCGCUACUAACGAGUCGUCCUCUCCUGGGUUUCGCCUCUUUUCCGAUGAGUACGUAGACAAACCUGAUAGAACCUGCCGUGACUUUCCCGCCGGUAACUUCACGAGACGAAGAAAUCGUCCAUCAGGGUCUGCAAGUCCUCCUGUUUCGCUGCAUCGGUUGGUUAAAGGAGAGGGUUGGUCGACCGCGAACGAUACUAGCAAAGCGGCAGUUUGCCGCUACACGUUAUCAACGCUCCAUUUUCCGCACUUUAUGCAGCAGAUUGUACGUUGUUGGUCCUUCUGGCAAAGGCGGCUGCCUCAGCCUUCUGUGCUCUUGGUUCCUUCCACUUUGGAUUCGAUGAAGCGGCGCCAAGAAAACUUUCUACAAGGAAUGUUGGAAGCAUUGACGAAUGCGCUGAACGUGUCAAUCGUGUCGAAUCACACUGACCCGUCUGUGGAAAUCGCAGAUGGUGUAGCGGCGUACGCCUUUGCUCGGCUGGAGGACGCGGUAGUACUCCGAAAUGCGGUGAUAUCAUACUUUGCUCCGCAAGCGGCAGCUUUGCUCCAGAAGGAAAAGGACGAGAAAGAUACAGGAGCGCGACCGUUGCGCAUUGGAAUUUUGAAUCGGCGGGGAGGACGACGGAUUCUCAACGAGAAAGACCUGCAAGGAGUGUUACAACGGCACACUGAUGUCACAGUAGCUGAUUUUGAAAAGGCGUCUUUUGCCGACCAGGUUUCUUUUUACGCUAUGCAGGAUAUCGUGAUUAGUUCUCACGGAGCGCAGGUGACCGGUGUGUUAUUUAUGCCAACCUGCGCGGGUCUUCUGGAACUCUUUCCUCAAGGCUACUGCCUGCCUCAAUUUUUUGGUUCCUUGGCGUUAUAUUCGGGUCUGGAGUACGGCUACAUCUACUUGUCGGACGGCAAGAGCGAUCAUGAAACAAAGGAGGCGAAGCGAACAUUGAAGGGACGAAUUCACGCCCGAAAACUUGAUUUGUGUCCUCCUGUGGGCAAAGUAGUGGAUGCGGUAGAGCAGCUAAUUGAAGCGCGACGCCAAUGCUUGCGGCAGACGAUCUAG